This is a messenger RNA of Hibiscus syriacus, 1033 nucleotides long. RefSeq names its product reticulon-like protein B2. Bases 48 to 803 code for a protein of 251 amino acids. The record is from RefSeq and is a predicted model, not a curated record. NCBI's taxonomy places the organism in Eukaryota, Viridiplantae, Streptophyta, Magnoliopsida, Malvales, Malvaceae. The transcript is spliced from 5 exons.
UCAUUUCUGGAGUUUCCUUUUGGAUCUUAAAAUUCGUUUGAGAUAAAAUGGCUGAGCACGAAGAGAAGCACGAGAAAUCGUUGUUGGAUAAGAUAUCGGAGAAAAUCAAAGGUGAUUCAUCGUCGUCGUCGUCGUCGGAUUCCGAUGACGACAAGCCAUCGGAAUCAUCGAUGAAGGCCAAAGUCUUCCGUCUCUUUGGAAGAGAAAGGACCGUCCACCACGUUCUCGGAGGAGGCAAACAGGCUGAUAUUUUCCUGUGGAGGAACAAAAAGGUUUCGGCCGGAGCGCUAGGUGUUGCAACUGUGAUAUGGGUUUUGUUUGAAUUAUUCGAAUACCACCUUCUUACACUAGUGUGUCACUUGUUGAUACUUGCUCUCGCACUUCUGUUCUUGUGGUCAAAUGCUACUACCUUCAUUCACAAGUCUCCACCACGAAUUCCUGAAAUUCAAAUUCCUAAAGACCCGGUUUUAGAGUUUGCGGAGGCACUUAGGUUUGAGAUUAACCAGGCUCUUGCCGUCCUGCGGGAUAUUGCAUCAGGAAGGAAUCUUAAGAAGUUCCUCUCUGUGAUUGCUGGCUUGUGGGUCUUGUCUAUUGUUGGAAAUCGGUGCAACUUCUUGACACUGUUCUACAUAGUCUUUGUUCUACUACACACUGUGCCUGUGCUGUAUGAGAAGUAUGAAGACAAGGUGGAUCCAUUUGCUGAGAAAGCAUGGCAUGAGAUCAGGAAGCAGUAUGCAGUGUUCGAUUUGAAAGUCCUAACGAAGAUUCCCAGGGGACCAUUGAAGGAGAAGAAGAAAGAUUAGGUUGCUGUUGCUAGGCUUUGACAUACAUUUGCUAGCUGUGUUUGCGAAGGUAGUGUUAAAAUUUAUCCAGUAUGGUCACAAUUUGUUGAAUAUGUGAUCUCUCUUUACUACACACAUGGAAGCCUUCUAUGUUAUCAUAUUGUAUGUUGUGGAAUAGUGUGUUGUACAUUGGGUUGAAGGUUGCUCUCAACUUGUUAUUGGAUCUCUCUCUGAAUGAUUCACUUUUGCUU